GCACAAAAUCAACAGUUUUGGUGCACAUUCCUUUCAGCACUAAUCAAAAUUCAUUUACUUGCGAUAUUUCUUGCUCUAAUAUUUAGCGAUACUUUCCACAUAAUGAUCGAUAGCAUCGAUAUCUCAUCGCUAACAGCUGCACGUGUAUGAGAAACAAGCAACAAAUGUUUACCGAAAUAUAAACAUGGGCAAAAAGGUGUACAAUGCCAAAGCGCGACGCAAUCCUCAAACAAUUGUCGACAACUCGACUGUAAAGAGCAUCAAAAUCGUCGUCGAGGAUGAGAUCCACAGCAACAGCUCCAUUCCCACAGGCUAUGACGAGGCCAAUGCUUUGGCUUUGCCCUCACAGAAGCGGGCAACGAAAAUCAAAGUCGAACAUCGACAAAAUGUGAAAAUACUAACAAAGAAGCAGCGCAAACAUUUGCAAUCUAUUGUCGAUAAGAAGAAGAAGAAGGAGGGCCGUGCCCAAUUGCUGGAAGAUUUGGCAGCUGUGCAAAUACCGGAGGCUGAAUUGCAACAAUAUACAUCCAUAAGUCAGGUGCAAACUGUUGGACUAAAGCGAUUGCACACGCUUGACGAAUAUUUGGCAAAGAAAAAGGAGCGUCAAACGCAACAGUUGAUUGAAAAGGAUCAGGAGACUCGUAGCGUACGACGUGUAAAUGCGCUCAGAGGUAGCAAGAGGAAGCUGCUCAACGAGGAGCGGGAGGAGCUUGAAGCCAAGCGCAUGAAUCCAAAUAUAGUGAAUGCCGAGGAAUCAGAGGAUGAUGAUGACGAUGACGAAGACGAAGAGGAGGAGGAAAAGAUAAGCGAAGAACAAGCUGAGCUGCCAGCUAAAGUCGAGCAACAGCAGCCGGCUACUAAUGAGGAACUUGCUCUUAAGCUGCAGCCAGCUAAGCCCGCGCCAGCAGCUAAAUUUAAAACUGAAUCGAAAGCAGCUCCCUGUCCUGCUGUCGCACCAACCCCUGUUCACAAAACAGUUUAUGUGCCUGUAAACCGAACAGCUGAGGUGCAGGCAGCACGUCUACGUCUGCCCAUACUUGCUGAGGAGCAGCAGGUGAUGGAGCUUAUCAAUGAGCAUCCAAUUGUUAUAAUCGCUGGCGAAACUGGAUCCGGCAAGACGACGCAAAUUCCACAGUUUCUAUACGAAGCCGGCUAUGCGCAGCAUAAGAUGAUUGGCAUAACCGAACCACGUCGCGUAGCUGCCAUAGCAAUGUCGCAGCGUGUGGCUCAUGAAAUGAAUUUGCCAAGCAGCGAGGUCUCCUAUCUAAUACGCUUCGAGGGUAACGUUACGCCAGCGACUCGCAUCAAAUUCAUGACUGAUGGCGUGCUCUUAAAGGAGAUCGAAACAGAUUUUCUGUUAAGCAAAUAUUCCGUGAUUGUGCUCGAUGAGGCGCACGAGCGCAGCAUCUAUACGGAUAUAUUGGUUGGACUGCUCUCACGGAUUGUGCCGCUGCGUAACAAGCGCUCCAAUCCACUCAAGCUAAUCAUCAUGUCCGCCACGCUGCGCGUCAGCGAUUUCACGGAGAAUGUUAGAUUGUUUAAAGUGCCGCCGCCUCUGAUCAAAGUGGAGGCGAGGCAAUAUCCGGUUACUAUACACUUUCAAAAGCGUACGCCAGAGGAUUACGUAGCGGAGGCCUUUAAGAAAACUUUGAAGAUCCACUCACAGCUGCCUGAGGGUGGCAUCUUGAUCUUUGUUACAGGACAGCAGGAGGUGCAGCUGCUGGUGCGGAAGUUGCGUAAGGCUUUUCCCUGUGAGCACCGGGAACAAAAGCAGGAGCAGGAGCAGAAGCAGCAGCAGCCAGAGAACGAGGAGGAGCAAGAGCUGGAGCAACAAUUUGAUAUGAAGCGCACAAUACGAAAUUUGCGUAAGUCAAAGCGCAAAUUCUUGUCCCGCAUUUCGUUGCCUAAAAUCAAUUUGGAUGACUAUAAGCUGCCAGGCGAUGAUACCGAGGCAGAUAUGCAUGAGCAGGCAGAGCUACAAGAGCAGGAUGAUGAUGAUGAGGAGGAGGAAGAGGAGCAACAGGAUGCCGAUAACAUGGCUAAUCUUGAAAGUACGUCAACCAAACAACCUCUGUGGGUGCUGCCACUUUAUUCGCUGCUCUCGUCGGAGAAACAGCAACGCAUCUUUCAGCCAGUGCCCGAUGGGUGUCGCCUCUGUGUGGUGGCCACCAACAUAGCGGAGACAUCUCUGACCAUACCCCAUAUCAAAUACGUUGUGGAUUGUGGCAGGCAGAAGUCAAGGCUUUACGACAAGCUAACUGGAGUCAGCGCCUUUGUGGUGACACACACGUCAAAAGCGUCAGCGGAUCAGCGAGCUGGACGAGCGGGUCGCAUAAGUGCUGGACAUUGUUAUCGCCUCUACUCGAGUGCCGUGUACAAUGACGUCUUUCCGGCCUUUAGUCAACCGGAUAUACAACAGAAACCCGUCGAGGAUUUGAUGUUGCAGAUGCGUUGCAUGGGCAUCGAUCGAGUGCUCCACUUUCCCUUUCCCUCGCCGCCAGAUCAAGUGCAACUGGAGGCAGCCGAACAGCGACUGCGUGUGCUCGGCGCCUUAGAGUCGGAGGCUGUCGAGAACAAUCCGCCAGCUGUUACCCAACUGGGCAAAGUUAUCUCACGCUUUCCAGUCGCUCCACGCUUUGGCAAGAUGCUAGCCUUGUCCAAUCAGCAGCAGCUGCUGCCCUACACAGUUUGUCUGGUUGCUGCGCUCUCUGUGCAGGAGCUGCUCGUCGAGCGGGGCGUGCAAAGGGAGGAGGAUAUGGCGCCCAUCUCGAACAAGUAUCAUCAGCGACGCCUCAGCUGGGCAGCCAGUGGCAAUUACAAGUUGUUGGGUGAUCCGAUGGUGCUCCUGCGGGCUGUGGGUGCAGCCGAAUAUGCGGGCAGUCAAGGCAAACUGGAGGCGUUCUGUGUGGCCAAUGGUCUGCGCUUGAAGGCCAUGAGUGAGGUGCGGAAGCUGCGCAUUCAGCUAACUAACGAGAUCAAUCUGAAUAUAGCCAAUGUGGAGCUGUGCGUGGAUCCGCAGCUGAAACCGCCAACUGAUGCACAAGCUCGAUUCUUGCGUCAAAUCCUGCUCGCCGGAUUGGGCGACCGAGUGGCGCGCAAAGUGCCGCUUGAGGAGAUUAGUGACAAGGAGGAGCGUCGCAGGCUUAAGUACGCCUACAACUGUGCCGACAUGGAGCAGCCGGCAUUUCUGCACUCCUCCUCGGUGCUGAAACAAACGCCGCCCGAUUGGAUCAUCUACCAGGAGGCCUACGAGAUACAGAACGGAGAUAGCCAAAAGAUGUUCAUACGUGGAAUUACGGCCAUUGAACCGGAAUGGCUGCUCCGCUACGUGCCGCUCCUCUGCAACGUGCGACAGGUGCGCGAAGAUCCAGCGCCGCGCUAUGACCAAACCAAAGGACACAUCUAUUGCUUUGUGGAUGCCACAUUUGGCAAGGCAGGCUGGGAGCUGCCUCUGGGCGAGCAACAAAUGCCGCUCAAUGAGAAGACCUGCUGCUACUUUGGAAUGUUCCUGCUGGAUGGAUUGGUCUGUCCUGCUUUGGCUGCCUUCAAGCCGAAGCUGAAGUCGACGCCCGCCUCGCUGAUCAAGAGCUGGUCGAGUCUGAACGACAAGGUGCUGCGCUUCAAGCGAGCUCUGAUCAAUAAGCAAAUCCACACGCGGCAAACGCUCUUCGAUCAGUGGCAGAUCGAGCCCAAUUUUCUCUUGGAGGAGUACCAGCAGCUGCUCUACGAUGUGGCGCUCAGCGAGUUGACGCCUAUUUGGCCACCGACUAAAGUGGAUGCAGCUGCCACUUGAAUCAUAUUCUCAUCCAUUUUCCACCUGUUUGCGUGUGUUUGUAAAUAUAUAUUUUAAUAUAUAUAAUAAAC
Molecule: messenger RNA, 3864 nt
Organism: Drosophila hydei
Lineage: Eukaryota; Metazoa; Arthropoda; Insecta; Diptera; Drosophilidae
Gene: kz
Product: probable ATP-dependent RNA helicase kurz
Exons: 5
Coding region: 185-3793 (1202 amino acids)
Biological process (GO): maturation of SSU-rRNA from tricistronic rRNA transcript (SSU-rRNA, 5.8S rRNA, LSU-rRNA)
Cellular component (GO): intracellular anatomical structure; nucleolus
Molecular function (GO): RNA binding; ATP binding
Source: RefSeq, a predicted model, not a curated record